AUGUCAAUAGCCGGAUUGGAUGUAAGAGAAGAUUUGGGUUCAAUGCAAAAACAAUCAACAUCACCACAUCUAUUACAUUCGGAAUUUGGAACACACAUGGAAAAAUUGUCCAGAUCACAUAAUAAUAAUAAAAAACAAGAUGAAAGAUCAGAUUAUCAAGAAUCCAAUCAAUUAGGACCUUUAUCUUUUUUACCAAGAAAACCCGAGGCAUAG
Entrophospora sp. SA101 is the source of this 213-nucleotide messenger RNA. Lineage: Eukaryota; Fungi; Glomeromycota; Glomeromycetes; Entrophosporales; Entrophosporaceae. The record is from the annotation of a GenBank genome assembly.